This is a messenger RNA of Arabidopsis thaliana (thale cress), 228 nucleotides long. RefSeq lists its product as uncharacterized. The record is from RefSeq and is marked reviewed. NCBI's taxonomy places the organism in Eukaryota, Viridiplantae, Streptophyta, Magnoliopsida, Brassicales, Brassicaceae. Bases 28 to 228 code for a protein of 66 amino acids. The transcript is spliced from 2 exons.
AAUUUUCUUCUGAUCUUUGACCUGCACAUGUACCUCAUAUCACAGGUUUCUCUUGUUCUGAUUGGUUUAGGCAAAUCUAAAACCAAAAAGGGGGAAAACACACGGAAACACAGCGAUUGGCGAAUGCGAAAUUCGGAUGGUCAGGGCUCACUAGAGAGAGAGAAAAUAAGGUACAGAUUCUUGCUUAUAGCUUUACUUACCAGUAAGUUAUACUACACACGUUUUUAA